AUGAAGCUCAGCGUGCGUACAAAGCUUCUUGCUGGGAACUUUUACUUACACAACACUGCGAGUUCAGAGAUGGAGAAACGAUAUGCAAGAUUCGAUGUUCUUGCAUUGCAGAAGGUUGCUGUCGGCGUGGCUGGGGCUGCGAUGUGUACAUCAAUGGAGAAGCUUGCGGAAGGUUCUUACAAUAAAGUAUUUCUUCUGAGAUUCGAUAACGACAAGGAAGUCAUUGUUCGCAUACCGUGUCCCAUUGCCGGCCCCCAGAGUCUAGUUAUCGCGAGUGAAGUAGCUACGCUCGACUACGUGGCACGUCAUCUCCACAUUCCUACUCCGCGCGUUCUUGCCUGGAGUCGCAACGGUAGCGAGUAUUCCGUUGGUGUGGGAUACAUCAUCAUGGAGAGACUUCCUGGUGUACCUCUGACAAAGCGUUGGAUGGAUACCAGGGGCGGUGAUUUAACUGAACUCACUAGACGCAUCGUUGACAUGGAGAAAUUGUUCACCGAAAAGAGGUUUUCACAGAUCGGCAGCUUGUACUACAAAGAAGAUGUCGCUCCUGAGCUGCAAGCACGUCCACUGUACGCCAAAGACUUUCCGGACGAUGGAGCAUCGGAGAGGUACCGCAUCGGACCUACAGUACAAAGGGAAUUUUGGCGGGGCGAACGUUCCGUGAUGAAUAUUGACCGAGGACCUUGGCCUGAUGCUCAAUCGUACGCAAAAGCCAUCGUAAAUUGCGAAAAGCAAUGGUUGAAGACCUACGCACGACCGCGCCCUCUCAAUGACCCAUGCCGUCUGUCUGAUGACGAUGCAUCUCCUGAUGCCCACCUUGAAGCACUCGAUCGUUUCCUUACCGUUCUACCCUUCUUGAAUCUACCGGAGGAGUACCUUCCCCACAAUAUCUGGCACCCUGAUCUUUACGAUGGCAACAUUAUGGUUGAGGCUGAAGGCUUUCCCAAUUUCACUGGCAUAAUUGACUGGCAGCAUGCAUGGAUCGGUCCUAGAUUCAUGCAAGCAGAGUUCUCACGCAUGUUUCUCUACACAGGCACCAUGAUCGACAUGAAACCCAACUUUCCUCGCCUUCCCGACGACUUCGAUACGAUGUCACCAGAAAAUCAAGAAGAGGCCAAACGUCAAUUGCAACUUGCAGGACGACAUAUAAUCUAUAUGAUGACCGUUUCGGAACGCCAUCCUUUACAUGCAAACAUUACCCGUCAUCCUUGCUACAGGACCUAUGUUACGCCGUUUAAAUGGGCCGGACGAACAUGGACAGAUGGAAUUGCCGCUUUCCGACACGCUCUGCUCGUAAUGACUGACGACUGGAAACAUAUCGCCGGACCGGAUGUCCCUUGCCCUAUAUCCUUCUCGAAGGCCGAAGAGGAGCGGCAAAUGGAAACCUGGAGGCGAGUGACGGCUCGAGAGAAAUGGGUAGAGACCGUUCAGGAGAAGCUCCAUGUACAACAGGAUGGUGCUGUUGAACCACACGAGUAUGAGUCCAUGAAACGCGCUGCGGAGGCCCUACGCCCGUACUGGAACGAAAAGGUCGCUGGUCCUUGGCCUUUGCAGGAUGGAGCUUGGUCGUCGUUGUUGUAG
Molecule: messenger RNA, 1581 nt
Organism: Heterobasidion irregulare TC 32-1
Lineage: Eukaryota; Fungi; Basidiomycota; Agaricomycetes; Russulales; Bondarzewiaceae
Exons: 3
Coding region: 1-1581 (526 amino acids)
Cellular component (GO): mitochondrion
Source: RefSeq, a predicted model, not a curated record